AUGUCUGACGCUCGUAGCCUUCUGAGAGCUCACAAGGCUCAAGCCGGUACCUCCCAGCAAGUACAAGAUCCGCAUGCGACCACAACAGCAAAGGGCGAAUUGCGUUGUUCAAUCUGCGUCGUGUCUGUGAAACAUUGGUCAGCGCAUACAGCGAGCAAGCAGCACAGGACGUCGCUUCAGCGAGUCAAGGCAGAAGAAGACAAGGCGGCUGCCAAAGCGGCCAAACGGCGCAAACCAGACCCUGUGUCUACACAAGAUGUGAUGGAGGAAGGACCAGCUGCAGUCUCAGGAAAUGAUCCAGACGAUGAAGAGCGGCAGACGAAGCGAUCGAAAGUAGACGGGUUGAAUACCUCUGGCCAAGCGGCUCCAGCUCCGACAAUAGUCAAUGACGAACUGGACUCCUUCCUGUCGUCGAUCGCUGGCAUCGCAGCAGAUCCCGGUCCUCCCUCAGCGUCUGGCUCAAUCCCGAAGCCUGUCGCGAAGAAGGCCUACAAGCCGUCUCAACCUGAAGCACAGACACUUUACGAGGCUGCUCCCACUCUAUUCGUUCCCGAUAACGGUUCUACCAUCACUGCUGCACCUACCUCUGCUAGCAAUCCUUUUGCGGGUCGUCUGACGGCACAGACGGAGGGACCCGUCUUGCCUGACGCUGGUGUGGUAGAACCGGAGGAAGAGGAAGAAACCGAAGCCGAGAGAUAUGCGCGAGCUCAGAGGGAGGAGAGGGAGGAGAUCAUCGAUCGAUUAGAGGAAGAAACCCGUGCACAGGAAGACGCGGACGACAGGGUGCAAACCUUGAAAGCCAAGCUCGAGGCUGUCAAGCGUCAGAGACGUGAACGCCUGGCCAAAAAGCAGCAAUGA
This is a messenger RNA of Filobasidium floriforme, 858 nucleotides long. RefSeq lists its product as uncharacterized. The record is from RefSeq and is a predicted model, not a curated record. Gene Ontology annotation, cellular component: nucleus; spliceosomal complex. Lineage: Eukaryota; Fungi; Basidiomycota; Tremellomycetes; Filobasidiales; Filobasidiaceae. The transcript is spliced from 3 exons. Gene Ontology annotation, molecular function: zinc ion binding; nucleic acid binding. Gene Ontology annotation, biological process: mitotic DNA replication checkpoint signaling; mitotic DNA damage checkpoint signaling; nuclear DNA replication. The coding region runs from base 1 to 858 and encodes 285 amino acids.